Messenger RNA from Dicentrarchus labrax (European seabass), 3098 nucleotides. RefSeq names its product PHD finger protein 23b (gene phf23b). The transcript has 5 exons. Gene Ontology annotation, biological process: negative regulation of autophagosome maturation; positive regulation of protein ubiquitination; negative regulation of autophagosome assembly. The coding region runs from base 571 to 1533 and encodes 320 amino acids. NCBI's taxonomy places the organism in Eukaryota, Metazoa, Chordata, Actinopteri, Moronidae. The record is from RefSeq and is a predicted model, not a curated record.
CCGCGCACGGAGAGCACCGUGCGGAAUAAAGUCAAAACUCCGGUCGUUUUGUGUGCAUACAGCGAAGAAACGAAAAAAAAGAGAGAGAGAGAGAGAGAGAAAGAGAGAAAACUUCCCAGCAGAAGUUGCCGUCAUGGAGCCACAUUCACUAACACUCGCGGUUAGCUGAGGAGGUUCUGUGCAGUUCUGCCACAUUUCGGUACCGAUGGUUAUAUAAAUGCAGUGACGAAGAAAAGGAGCGAGAAGCGACCGAGGAAUUAGUGUUUUUGUCGGGCUCAUAACGUCAGUGUGGCGGUAGUUCAGAGGCGGUGUGCUGCUGCUGCUGCUACGGUCGCGUAGCUGCUGCGAGGGAGCAUCACAACUUCGACCCACAGUGGAGUGGUUUUAUUUUUUAUUUUUUAAAGGAAGAGUCUCGUCGGUCUUCCGCGCCCCUUCGGCUUGUUGCUGCUAAAGUUGCCCGGCGGUAAGGUGCAGCCACGCCGGGGGAAGGCACAGCGCGACGGCCGCUACUCUCCGGCUAGCUCGCCUGCUGCUUGUUUCUUGGAUCGAGGCCUUGUCGGUGAGGCGACAAUGCUUGACAUAAUGUCCGAGCACCAAGAUUCACUGUUGACGUGCAAAACGGAAUCUCUGCCCCCAGAGAGAAAAAAGAGGACUGUAGAGGACUUCAACAAGUUCUGCAGCUUUGUCCUGGCGUAUGCGGGCUACAUCCCCAGUCCAAAAGAGGAAAGUUCAUGGUCCCCAACAUCCUCCAGCUCUGCACACAGUUCAGGGUUGUCAGCCGACGGAGGCGGCGGUGGCAGCAGCUCCACGGGCAACACUUGGCCAGACGGGAGCUCCGACAUCCACACCAUCCAUACGUUUGUCCGCAAAGCUCGAGCCAAUAAGGGCAAAGGUAUUCGCCGCAUGCACUCUGAUAGCACUCUGCUGGACAAGAUGCGCCUUAAAGACUCUUUGUAUGAGAGCCAGGCCAGCACUAAGGCGGAGCGCAAGAAGGACAAAAAACUUAAAAAGUUGUCUCUGGGCUCGGCUAUGACGGCGGCAGACAGUGGCAGCAGCGAAGGCGAGAAAAGAGCACGCAUUAAACGCAGCAAAAACUCAAAACAGCCAAAACCCAAGAAGCUCAAAAGUUCCACGGCUCAAAGCGAGACAGACUCUGAGGCACGGCAUACACAUUCAGAGGUACGACCCAUCAGAGAGGAGCUGACGGUGCACGGGGGCUCCACCCCGAGCAUGCAGGGCCUGGCGAAGAUGCAGGCAGACGAGUCCAUGAGGGAAGCAGAGAUGAGCUCCAGUGAGGGUGAGACCUGGAUCGCCGAUGAAGACAUUAUGGUGGAGUCAGGCGACGACUCGUGGGACUUGAUCACCUGUUACUGUGGGAAGCCAUUCGCGGGGCGGCCGAUGAUCGAGUGCAACCAGUGCGGCAUUUGGGUGCACUUGUCGUGUGCGAAGAUCAAGAAAUCCAACGUUCCCGACAUCUUUUACUGCCACAAGUGCAGGGACGUGCGGCGGUCAGGACACAAAAAGGACCCCUAGAGAUGAAGAGGACUGGAGGGACGCGGAGCACCCACCCUGUUUUUGCUGUCCUCUGACACUUGUUUUCUUUGAUGCCUACAGCCAAAACAGCCUAAAUUAUCACCUGGAUGGCAACUGUAUUGUCACUUUGUAGGAUUUCUUUUGACAAUCACAACCAUUCUUAUUUAUCCCUCACUUUUAUUUUUUUCUUACUUUUUUUUUGGCUACUGUGAAGAACUGGACAGAAGGCGACAGUGACAGUGGAGAAUCAUUUAUUUGUUACUAAUUAAUUCCUCUAUUAAUUGGCUUUAUUGAUUUAUACUGUGCUGGUGAUGUGGACAUCGAUUUUCACUCUUAGUCUCAUAUUCACUGACGGUGCAUUUUGACUUUAUUUCUUGAGGAUGUCGACAACAAAAAUCAGUGAAAAUUUCCUUUAGCGUCUCAAGGAGUACCAUUUUCAGUUUGAUAGCCAUUUCCUCUCAACUUUUAAAUCAACGCAAGUUUUACACAUUGGCAAACAAUUUAUAGCUUAAGAGAUGGAAAAUGUCACUCCUGUUUGUUUAGAAGUAUGUGAUAAAGGUGGGCAGCUCAUUUUAUUUUUGAUCGUAUUUUGGCGAUUUUAUUUUUGAGUUUGCGUUUUUGUUUCGGUCGUCAGUGAUAAUCACUGAACUUUAAAAUGUAGAGAUCUCACUCUUCUAGAAUAAGUGAUCUUUGAAUUCAUACAAUCUGUUUAAAAUUUACUAUUUUGCAUCUGAAAUUGCAUCUAAAUUGCUACAUUUCAAAUUGCACACAGACAAUUCUUUCGACAGUGCACUUUUUAAGAAAAAAAUAUGAACCCAAAUACCGUUUCUACUGCAUAUAUGUGUAUUUGGAAUAUGAUGAGCUACGGCUGAUUUAAAAACUGUACUUAGCAUGUAGCUGUGUACAUUCACGAUUGAGCGCUUAAUGUUUCUCCCUGUCUGGCUUGUUAAUCAUUGAUAGCCAUUUACCAUGAACAACAUUUACAUUGACAAUUGUUCAAUUUUGAUGUUUUUGUUUCAUGUGUGUUAUUUUUUGUUUUUUUGUUUUUCAUGUUAAAAACUCAAAUGAUAUGAGGGGGUAAUGUUGCUGUAAAACGAAUGGUUUGGCAGUGCUUUACAAUAUCAAAGUGGCUCUGAGGCUUGUUUAUGAAUGGUUGUAAAAUAUUUGUUUUUCUGUUUCAUGUGAUUGUUUAUUUCUUAGCUUUCUGAGAAGCGGGUUUAGAGGUGCGCCCGCAUCAGAGAAUGGACAUAAGAUUGUCUCACAUCGAGAACAAAAGUUGUAGUGUACAGAAAAUAUGUUGAUGCCGCUUAGGUUGUGGCAUUUGUUUAUGUUGUUUGGUUUUACCAUGUGCAUUUUCUUUUGUUGGUGGGAGUGUCUUGGUAAGUCUCCAGUAGCAGUUGCACUCUCUCUACAGCAUCAAUUCUGUGUACAUAUCCUGUUCUUUGACAACUGUACAUAUGUGAAAGUGAAGAGAGAAAAUACCCAAGCAAAAUCUAUAUUUUCUGCAGUCUGAUAUUGUUUUCUUUAAUUGUAGCUUGAAAAAUAAAAGUCUUUGGGAACAUAAA